AUGCCCCAACUAAACCCAAAUCCCUGACUUUUUAUCAUGCUCAUUUCAUGGUUCACUUUCGCCAUGAUCAUCCAACCAAAAAUCCUAACAUUCGUAUCCGCCAACCCACCAUCUAAAAAAGCACCAACCACCCCAAACACCACUCCCUGAAACUGACCAUGAACCUAA
Molecule: messenger RNA, 168 nt
Organism: Vidua macroura (Pin-tailed whydah)
Lineage: Eukaryota; Metazoa; Chordata; Aves; Passeriformes; Viduidae
Source: the annotation of a RefSeq genome assembly